This is a messenger RNA of Gloeophyllum trabeum ATCC 11539, 1089 nucleotides long. RefSeq lists its product as uncharacterized. The coding region runs from base 1 to 1089 and encodes 362 amino acids. The transcript has 5 exons. Lineage: Eukaryota; Fungi; Basidiomycota; Agaricomycetes; Gloeophyllales; Gloeophyllaceae. The record is from RefSeq and is a predicted model, not a curated record.
AUGUCCUCUCAAACUAGCCCGUCAUUCACUGCUGUCGACCUGACCAACGUCUUGAAGGGGUUGGCGGCUCGCUACGCCAGCGGUGAGUCAGUGGAAGGCCUCGUCGUCGAGGCGGAGCUAUAUAUGGGACAUUUCGUGAGCGGUAGCAGCGAUGUGGGCACCGCCAGAGUGAGCGCAGUGCUCCUCGCAAAAGUCCAUCUGCCUUCGGCGGUGUUGGACAGGUUACGCGCUCGCUCCCUGGAAGAGGGGAGCAAUUUGAAUGCUUUCCAGUUCGAUCUGACCUUCCCCGUAACUCCGGCUGCUGCUCCGACUCUCGAGAACACUCCGAUGCUUGCUAGGACUCGCGGGGCCUCCAAGCGGACUCUCGAGGACUCCCCCUCCACUGAGCACGUCGCCGAAGAGUCAGGUCGGCCCAAACCGCGCGGUCGGGGUCGUCCACGGGGUACGGCGAAGGUGGAGUAUCAGGAGGCACGAAAGGCGUGUCAUGGGUGCACGGAGCGGAAGCUUCGAUGCCAUGUCCCAGUCUCGGGGCAGGCUGAGGCCUGUCAGGACGAAGAGGAAGCGGAGGUGGAGGAGGGGAGCACAGUCAUUGUCGGACGGCCGCGGGGCAGUCCAAAGAAACCACGACUGGAGAUGGAGAGCGUUACUAUCGACUCGCCUCCGCCUGGUCCUAAAGGUAAGGAGAAGGCCACGAGCCACGACUCGCGUCCUGCGCCUACUCCGGGACCUUCGUCUGCGCGUCCGGCAUACCUGCCUUCAGUCGCUCCUAGUCCGGUCGCCUCGCUCCUGAAUUUUGGUCCAGAGGCCCUGGCCGUUCCCCUCUCCCGUACGCCGAGCUCCGACCUUUCCCUUGUCUCUCCGUUCCCGCGCAGCGAGAUAGCCCCGGACCAAUUCGGACGCCUCUACCAGAUUAUCGCGGAGCUGCGGGAGCAGUCAAUUGUGGCUCGUGAAAAUGUGGUAAGCCUGCGGGAGGAAAAUACACGGUUCCACCGCGAGUUGGAUGAGGCGCGGAGGGUCAAUGAUCAGGCACUGCAGGAAGUGCGGAAGGCCCUCGAGGAGUCGCGCGCUGUCAGCAGAACUUGCGAUUGA